Molecule: messenger RNA, 1707 nt
Organism: Suillus fuscotomentosus
Lineage: Eukaryota; Fungi; Basidiomycota; Agaricomycetes; Boletales; Suillaceae
Product: DNA polymerase alpha, subunit B
Exons: 12
Coding region: 51-1661 (536 amino acids)
Biological process (GO): DNA replication initiation; DNA replication
Cellular component (GO): alpha DNA polymerase:primase complex
Molecular function (GO): DNA binding
Source: RefSeq, a predicted model, not a curated record
GACGCGUCCAUUUCAUGUGUGUUUCUCAUUCUGUUCAGCUUUGAUCGAAGAUGUCUUCCUUACGCAGUGAUUUUUGCGAAUGGCUUGGAGCUACAGACUCAGAAGAGGACUCAGAAGGCCUCAUAAACGAAUGCAUAUCCAUAUGUCAGAUGUACAAUCUAACAGCAAAGGACCUCCAAUAUAAAUGGGAAGCUCUCUCUUACGGUAAAGCGCAGACAAUACUCCGCUUCACACGCGAAUCUGCAUCAGACGUGAAGGCCCAGAUCCAGCGGGAGAUGCAAGCCAAGAAUGCCAGUAGUGUAUCCAAGUCCGCAGCGACAGGCUUUGUGCGCGGGAAGUUUGCGAAUUCUGCGAAGUUUGCGGGGGUAAAUGCUAAGGGACUUACUGGGCCGCUCAAGGCUGCGGCUCAACCGCCGAAAGCGCUUUUUGGAGGCAUGGCGAGCGUUCCUGUGAAGCUUGAGCAGGACUUUGAUGGGCCGAUCGCCAGUUCAAACAAAGGUCGCGCAUAUCGGUACAUGUAUGAAACAUUAGGCGAACGAAGCGACACUCUGGAUGCACAACUCGAUGGGUUUGGCGAACUCAUUUUGAAAAAUUAUCGGGAUAUCCUUCAGUUGGGUCAUCCUGGUGUUUUUUCCGAGGAAUCAUGUGUUGUUGUGGGCCGGAUCGUGCUAGACGCUGAGGCUUCUGGGUCAGGCAUCAAGUUGAACGAUCAGUCGCUCAUUCUCGAGUCAUCGCGAUCGCACGGUGAUGGACUCCGCCUAUUUCCUGGUGCGGUAGUAGCACUCAAAGGGCGCAACGGUGGUGGAGGUUAUUUCAUUGCGUCUGAGAUUCUAGCUAUACCCCCGAUGCCAGCGUCUCCUGCUCCACCGAGUAACGUGGCAGCAAGUUUCGACAUGUGCAUAGCAUGCGGGCCAUUCACUCCAGAUGCUAACCUCGACUACAAACCGUGGAGAACUCUUAUCAGCAACCUCAAGACAUCAAAACCUGCCGUCGUCUUACUCCUCGGGCCAUUCGUAGACGCUACACAUGCCCACAUACAGAAUGGCAUGGUUGACGAGACGCCAUCAGACAUUUUCAAACACCAAUUUAUCGCCCCCCUCCGCGAUUUCCUUUCUCAAUCGCCAACAAGCACAGUCCUUCUCGUACCAAGCGUGAAUGACAUCAUUAGCGACCACGCAGUUUUUCCUCAAUGCGAGCUUGAUGACGAGUUUCGUGGCGAUCCGCGCAUACGGCUCCUUCCUAAUCCUGCACGCUUUUCACUAAACGAGAUUUCUUUCGCUGUAUGCAGCGUGGAUGUGUUGUAUCACCUGCGGAAGGAGGAGUACUUUAGACGUGGACAAGAAGUAGAUUCUAUCGUAUGCGAACCAGAGGCUGCUAGCGACCCUAUGUCGAAUCUCAGCAGAUAUGACGUUGCACACGAAGUCAAUCUUGACGUAUCGCAUUCCGCAGAGUUGAGAGUCGCCGAGAGUCCUGAGGAUCCAGGUCCUGACGUGAUGGUACUACCCAGUCGGUUGAAACAUUUCUCAAAGGUCGUGGACAAUUCGGUCGUCAUCAAUCCGUCAUAUCUGACAAAGGGCACGUAUGCCACCCUCUCUUAUUCUGGACAAGGAACGGGAUUUCCCAAAGAUCGGAUAUCGGCUGAUAUUGCAAAGUUAUCUUAGAAUACCCCAGGUGACUGCUCGUAUGAUGUCGCAUUUUUGAUAUAAU